Molecule: messenger RNA, 1557 nt
Organism: Naegleria fowleri
Lineage: Eukaryota; Heterolobosea; Eutetramitea; Acrasida; Naegleriidae
Exons: 3
Coding region: 1-1557 (518 amino acids)
Source: RefSeq, a predicted model, not a curated record
AUGCCAAAUUCGGAACCGAAUAAAAUUGCAUUUGAAGAGUUGGUGGAAAGGCUCGACAAGUAUCGAAAUGAAGGGUUUUUCCUUGAUCAUCAUCAUGGUCAGGAUCAACAUGAUCAUGUUGUUGUUGGAGGGGAAAAGAGAAUGAUGAAGGAAGAAGAGAAUUCCGAACAAGAAAUAAAAGGAGAUUCCGAACAAGAAGAAACCACAAAACAAGAAGAGCCUAAAAAUUCGGAAAUUCAAUUUUUGUUUCAUGCUGCUCAAUUCAUGAUUAGUAAUCGAUUGAAAAAGAAGGACGGAGAGAAGGUAAAAUUAUUAAUUCAAGCCAUGAAAAAUCCAAACCACCAACAAGCCUCUCCUUUUAUAUUUCCUCUUGCUCAGUCUCGUAAAUUGCAAAAGAAUAUCAUUAAGAAUUUUGGUGCUCAAUUGUUGAAUCAGUGCUUGGGUGAGGUGAUUCAUACGAAUGUUCACACCACUGCAGGUAAUGCAGGUUUGGAUCAUUCAAAACAGAAAAAUAGGAAAAAUUCAAAAAUUGAAGUGAAUCGUCACCAUCAAGAAGAAGAAAACCAUUCUGUUGAGGAACAAGUAGAGGAAGAGAUGGUAAACCAAAGGGAUCGUUCUGUUCACUCUGCCAAUAUUCAUCACAACUCUCAAGAAGGAAAGAAGAUUGAGGUGGACAUUCACGAUUUGUACCAACAAUCAGUACAGUCCUCAAGAGAUGAUGUUAACUUAUUUGAGAAAAUGUUCAAGACACAUUUUCAACAGAAAGCUCCUCAUGUUUUUAGGGAAGAUUUUUGUGGAACUGGUCUACUGUGUUGCGAAUGGGCAAAGAGAAGUGUCGAAAAUGUCUCCAUUGGCGUUGAUUUAGACCACGACACUAUUGAAUGGGGUCGUAAGCACAAUAUAGAAUCAAAAUAUUCCAAAUUCAAUGUGAGUGACAGAAUUUUCAUGUUCACCAAGAAUGUUCUCGAAUUCAAUUGGGACGAAGAAUUACGGGAUUGUCCAUUAUUACUCGAACAAGAUGAAGACACAGGAAAGUCUUUUCUGAGAAAGGCCGACAUUAUUUGCGCCUACAAUUAUAGUGUGUGUCUACUUCACAAGAGAAAAGAUUUGAUGUUAUACUUUAAGAAGGUUCGAGAAUCUAUGGCAGAUUAUGGCUCCAUCUUUUUGUUUGACUUGUUUGGAGGAGCAAAAAUGUUGUCAGUCAACGAUAGAGAAUAUGUUAGGAAAGAUUUACCUGGAGGUAUCAUGUACGAAUUUGAACAAACCAAUUACAACCCAAUUACAGAGAUUGUGACAGGUUAUAUUCACUUCAAGCUUAGGGAUAAUUCAUGGAUUAAAAAAGCAUUCAGUUAUCAAUUCAGAAAAUGGGGAGUUCGAGAAUUAAAAGAAGCUCUGGACGAAGCAGGAUUCAGUAAGAUCGAAUUGUAUUGGGCCUCACACGAUCGUGACGAGGACAAUCAUGACGUUUCUGGUUCCAUUCAAUUCGAGAAAGUGAAAAACAUUGAAAAGAUUGAACAAUCUGGAAGCUGGACAGCUCUAUUUUGCUGUCUUAAAUAA